AUGUUGGAAGUGAAACCCAAUAACAGAGAAGUUGCAGCAGUUAAUGAAGACAGUCCUGAACAUCUACAGCUUAAAAGAAAUGAGAGAGGGGAAACUCCCUUACAUGUGGCUACCAUAAAAGGCGAUUUGCGAAAAGUACGCCAACUUCUAAGGCAAGGUGUUUUGGUUGAUACUCGUGACUUUGCAGGAUGGACACCUUUACAUGAAGCUUGCAAUCAUGGUUGGCUUGAGAUAGCUAAAGUGUUGAUUCAAUUUGGAGCUGAUGUAAAUGCUUGUGGAUUGGAAAAGGAAACUCCUUUGCAUGAUGCAGCAAUCAAUAAGCAUGAAAAAAUUGUAAGUCUUCUGUUGAAGAAUGGUGCUAACCCUCUCCAGAAAAAUGCUAAUAGGAGAACACCUCUUGAUGUUGCUCGAUCAGAAAAAGUUGCUCAGAUUUUGAGAAAGGCUGCCAAGUUAGAAGCACCAAAGGAGUCUAGAGCUGGAGAGUCAGUAUCCAUAGAACACCUCAGAAUCCCUGAGGCUGUGGGAAACAGGCAGAGCGAGACAUCACCCUGCCAUCCUAUCUCAGCUUUAUGUGAGCUUACCAUGAGAAAAAAUUCACCUCAAAAUCAAACACAUAAAGGUGCAGAUAAACCCACCUCCCCGAGAUUGACUCUUCGAUUUCAGUCUAUUAGAUCAAGGGAUGACAAAACUCCAAGCAGUGCCAAGAUUAAUGACAUUAGUUCUUCUCAGCCAAAGUACCAGUCCUAUUGUGUUACUAUGGAAACUAAAGGUGAUGUGUAUGAUUUUCGCAAAGAGGAUGCUACCAUUUCAUCUACACAAAACCUCCCAGCUCUCGAUGAUAAUGAAGGAACUGGAAGUAAAUGUGAGGCUGUAAGUAGUACAAGUGGCAAGGAGGUUGAGGAAGGCGCUGUGGAGAAAAAAACUGAAGAAUCAGAAGGAAUUGAUAAGUCUUCUAUUGACAAAAUGGAUGCAGAGCCUGUUGCCUCUAAGAUUAAUGGAGGUCGCAUCAGUAGUGACUCAAAUGGCAAAGAUAAAGAUUGUACCAGUGACAUUGAAAAAGAGGAAAGCCGUCGUAAAAGGAGGAAAAGUAAUGACAGUGUUCAGAGUCGCCAUAGUGUAGGUCGAGGACACAAAUCUCCUUCCGGUAAGGCUCCUCAUCAAGAUAACCAUAAUGAUCAGAGAAGUCCUAAAACUCGCAAAAGAAGUAGUUUAUCUAGUUCUGACACGGAGAGUAACCCAAGUGAUGCUGAAGCUCCUUCCAAUGAAACGAAUGUAGAAUCCUCUAGCAAUUUCAAUGGCCAGCCUGCAGUUGGGCCGCAUUCACCAAAAGUUCCUCCUUUAAAAAUUGUCAUUCCAUCUGGUACUGGUUCCUUGGAGCUAGAGACUCGAGAAAGAAGCAAGGUUUCCACUUCCAAGCAAGCAUUGCCAUACGUUGUAAAUACAACUACUUCUGAUACUAUAGAUACAAACUCUGAAACAGUGAGUGCAUCUGUGUCGUCUGAAACAACCAAGGAUGUUUCAAAGUCUGAUGCCUGUAAAUCAAAAGAUGAUUCUCAUCCCCCAGAGGAGAGAUUCCAAAGAGUGACGCGUAGUAGUCAGCGCAUGCAGGCAGCUAUGUCCACCAGCACUCCUAACCAGUGUCAUAAUUCGGAAGCGACAGCUUCGAACUUGGUGUCAUCGAGCAGUCAAAAAGCAGAAGUGUCCGGAGAAAGCUCAAAUGAUGAACAAGUUCAGGUUCAUCAGCCCGACAUACAUCCUCGAAAACGUAAGCUCAGAGCAAGGGAGAACGCCAGUGAAAAUGGGUCACAAAAUCCAUGCUCAUCUUCUUCCAGCAAUGAAGAUUCCCAGCAACAACAUCAAUUGUUGAAUUCUUAUCAAAUGUACUUAAAUAUUAGGAAGCAGGUUGAUAAACGAAGAAAAUCUAUGAUUGUCGUGCAUCCAAAGGCUCCUCAGGGUUUCAAAGAUUAUCUUCUAAAUAGGUGCUCUUAUGUGUUAGAAGGAAAUGCAGCAAGUCGUCUAUCUGUACCCAUGAUAUCUCCACCUCAAUCUCUUGAGGGUUCUAUCAAGGAACUUUUUAUACAACAAGAAAAAGAGCGAUACAGGCUUAGGCUGCAACAUUUAAUUGAAAGGGAAAAGUUAGUAUUAUCUGCUGAACAAGAAAUCCUUCGUGUUCAUGGCCGGGCUGCAAGGGCAAUGGCGAAUCAAACUGUUCCUUUAUCUGCUUGCAGUAUCUUGAAAGACGAAGAGAUAUACAACGUACUUGAGGAUGACAAAGAUAAGAAUGUUAGAUCUCGGUACAAUGGUCGCCUUUUCUUGUCCUGGUUGCAAGAUGUUGAUGACAAAUGGGAAAAGAUUAAGGAAGCGAUGCUGCUUCGACACCACAAUGAAGCCGAAUCACUACAUGCUGUACAAAAAUUAGAUUGGGAAUGGAAAAUGAAGGAACUUGCCAUGUGUGAUAUGAAGUCAUCACCUGUAAUUGAUGAUAUUUUUGUACCAAUGGUUCAUGUCAGUGAUGAAUUUGAGUUGCCUGCAUGAAAUCUUUCAUCUCACCAGAAUGUGAUCUCGUUAUUAAUUUUGUUUCUUGUUUUUGGUUAAUCAUAUCAGCUAGGGUAUUUUUCUGUGUUAUUGAAAGACUAGUGAAUCAAAUAACAUUAUAGUCAAACUUAUCCAGUCAGCCCAUUGUUGUUUUUUUAUAACCGUGAUCGCCUCAGUUGUACCAGUAAUGCAAGUCAUACAGCUGAGGAAUUCUUUGUUCUCAGAGGCCAAAUCAUUAACAGUUUGUGUGUCUUUCUCAUAUGUUUUUCUCAUCAUAAUUUUAAUACUUAGUGUGUUACUGAAAUAUCUUAACUUAAAAACUCUAUAAGAGUUUGGCAAAUUAGUUUUUGGAUGAAGGUAUUACCAUUUUUAUAAUGUUCUCUGCUUUUUAUUGCAAGUCUUCUCUAUAGGCCUGCAUUUAAUUUAUUAUGUAGACAUAAUGAAUCUAUUAUUUUUUAUAACUAAAAUAUACAGAUUAAUUAAAUGUAUUUUUUAUCAAGUAGCCUCUCACUGUAUUAGGAAGGCAGCAACAAGGAUAGAACAUUUUAAGAAGUUCAUAUAUCUUUCAUGUAGAUGUUUGAAUUUUGUCUCGCAAACAUUAAGUAUUAAAUUUAUUUGCUGUUUUUAUUGAAUCAAGAUCAAAAAAUUGCCUUUUUCAUUUUUUACCUUUUCCCAAUGCCUAUUUUAACCUGCAGUUGCCAUUAUUGGAAAACUUCCAGUCAGGUGAAAAGUCAUGUUCUUUAUCUUUUAAAACAUGCAUUUUCAAUAAAAAUUAUAUGAAAAAUGCAAAUAUUGCAUUGCUUUUAUUUGAUGCAAUAAAAAUGAAACCUCAAAUUUUAGUGACAUGCUUUUGAGUGUUAUUAUGAUUAAUAUUACGGAGUUGAAAAUUAGUACUACUGUGAAAUUUUACUGAUUAUUAACACAGUAUAAUUUGUUCAGCUUUGUUUCAUCUUUUCACAAAUUUUUCAUUCAUUACUAUUAAGUGGGUCGAUUUAAAAUAUUUUCUUUAGUUAGAAUUUGUGUUGAAAGAAUUGAAUUUCAGUUUGUAAAAGCUCUUGUAAUUAUUUUGUUAAAAAGUCUUUGAAAGAAUUUAAAUACUGCAAUGAUUUACUGAAUUUUAAAUUCAUAUAUCCUGAAUAGUUCUGUCUUUCAAUUGCCUCUAUGAGCAAUCCAUCCUUGGUUGAAAGACAGUGCAAUGUAUUUGUUUAAAAAAAAAUUUUUUUUUUAAUAUAUAAUUUUUUUCCUUUACUUUCUUCCUCACCUUGAUAGGUAGGGCAACUGUUUCUUGAUAUGUUUUGAAAUAUAAGCUUAAUGAUUCACACCAAGCAUAUCAGUCAAAGGUAUUACUUUAAAGAUGCUUGAUUUCACUUAUUUUAUCUAUCAGGUUUGUCUUUUCCCGCAAAAUAUUCCUGCUUAUUGUACUUCAAACAAUAUUCAGUGUCCACCCUUUUUUUUAAUAGGGUUUUUAAAAUGAGCUUAAGUUUCUAAGACCUUAUAACCAUAUUAUAUGGCUAGUUAAAGCUUUUUUUUUUUUUUUUUUCUUUUUUGCUCCCUGUUAUAACUAUAAGCCAAUAUUGUACCCAGUGAUUUUUUCCUUGUUUCUAAUUAAAUUGUUAACAAAUAUUCUUUCAUAUUUCCAUCAAGAUGGCAAAUCAUCAUGUACAUCUUGAAAUUAUUUACAUUCGUUCAUUUUUAAUCAUUUGAAUUGAAGUAGUAUGUUGUUUUUCAAUUCUUGUAAUCUAAUUAAAUGAUUAUACUUUGUUGAAAAAUUGAUUUUGUCUGACAUUCUGUACGGUAACUUUCUAUUAUUUCCAAAACUUUUUAAAAGAUACUUUUCUUCUUAUUUAAAUAAUGGCAGUGUCAUUUAUUUUGAAGUCAUUAAAAAUGAUAGAAAAAUUUGCCUCAUAAAUGUGUACACUGCUAAAAUGAUUUUGCUAAUGCAACAAAAUUAUUUUUUCAAGUAAGCAAAAUUUCAUUUGUAAUGAACUGUGGAUUUAAAAUUCUAAUCUUCCUUUCAGAAAAAAUAAAAUAAAAAUAGUUAAAUCAUGAUUGCUUGCAUGCAUAUAAAUUUAGUUUCAUCGUAAAUUCGAUAAACAAAUAGAUUGAAGUCUUUUAAACUUUUAGCUGUACCACACCAGUCAUUUCAAUUAGUUCAAGCAAAGAAAGUGCUGAAAUGUAUCACAAAUUUUCAUUGCUCAUAAAAAAAGAAUGUAUUUUCAAGAACUUUCUACCCUGCUUGUUUUUCAAAUUAUCAUAGGAUAGCUUAUUUUACCCCACUUUUACCUUACUUUAUUGUAUCAAAUCCAAAUGUAAUAAUAAAAAUGAUGUCAAUGUAUACGUUCGGUAUUUGCAUCUUUGAUUUCAACUAUAUGCAGCAUUGAAAUUGCAAACCAGCUACAUUUGUUGAGUAUGUGCAUGAAGAAAAGAAUUCUUUUUGAACUAAUUUUUAGUAGGCAAACAAGCGUCGAAACCUUUGCUAUUUUUAAGCGAUUCUACAAAAAUGUUUAGUUUCAGGACCAUACUGUUCAAAAAUGCCAUUGGAACCCUAUGCUUUUAAAGUAAACUUCUUAAAGGAACAAUUUUACAAUAGGCCUUGAAUUUUGGAACUAGUGUGGUGAAAUGUGGUGUUAUGAUUUUUGAAGUCAUUGGCAGUGUAAAAAGUAAUAUAUUCUAUUUCAUUCUUAUUGACAAAUAUAAUAUAAUGCAUUUGAAUCUUUAAACUAGAUUCCGUUUUAAAUCAUAUUUAAUGUAACAUAUUAUAAAUAAUUUUUUUUUUUUGCCGGACACCCUACUCAUUUUAAUUUAUAACAAUUUAAUAAAACAACUAUUUUGUUUUAUAAUUUAAAAAAAAAAAAAAAAAAUUGCUCAACUAUUUUGCUUUAAUAAUUCAAUUUGCUCUUAUGAAUCCACUUAAUUUUAAUUCUACUUAAAUGAAAUGUUAUAAUUCUUUAUAAAGAGUUCAAUCACUAAUUUUUAGAAGAUAAUUCAUUUUUAAGAAGAAGUUGAGCUUCCUAGACAAAAACCAUUUUUAUGAUGGCGAACUUCCAUUCAUCAAACAUUUCAUAACUGUUAAUAUGUAUGCUCAUAUUUUGAUACUUUAAAAAAUGCUACUUUUUUAUUUAUUUAUUUCUUCCUUCCAAGUGCUAAAUUUGGAAAAGAAGGUGUUAAGGGGUUAUCUGGGUUUUAUUCUAUUAUUUUCCAUACAUCAUUCAUAUAAAAUUUCAAGCCAAAUUGAUGUAGUUUCGCUCUGUCACAGUUGUAGUUGUGUGAUGAUUAAAUAUGAAUGUCUAUGUACAGAUUUGU
Molecule: messenger RNA, 5838 nt
Organism: Uloborus diversus
Lineage: Eukaryota; Metazoa; Arthropoda; Arachnida; Araneae; Uloboridae
Product: ankyrin repeat domain-containing protein 12-like
Exons: 11
Coding region: 1-2535 (844 amino acids)
Cellular component (GO): nucleoplasm
Molecular function (GO): protein binding
Source: RefSeq, a predicted model, not a curated record